This is a messenger RNA of Aegilops tauschii subsp. strangulata, 3693 nucleotides long. The record is from RefSeq and is a predicted model, not a curated record. NCBI's taxonomy places the organism in Eukaryota, Viridiplantae, Streptophyta, Magnoliopsida, Poales, Poaceae.
UGUCGUUCCCCUCCCGCUCCUGCCCAAUCCUCUCUUCCCCCGCCCCUCCCAUGAAAACCCUAGCCGCCACUACCGCCCUGCUGCCGCCGCCACUCUUGCGACGCCGUCGCUGCUCUGCCCUCCCUCUCUCCAACCUGAGCCACCGCCCUCCUCUGCGCCUUCGCCGCAGGCCAUGUCCGCGCCUAACCUCUCCUCUCCUCCUCCCCCUCAUCACAAGCCAUGCCAAUGAGGGCCACCGUGACCGAGCAGGUCAAGCGGCGCGUCCAGAUCGCCGAGGAGCCGCCGAGCAGAGCAGGUGAGGAGGGAGAGACUAGGUCGAUCUCUCUCUCUCUCUCUCUCUCUCUCUCUCUCUCUCUCUCUCUCUCGCGUGGGGAUGCAGCCCUUCCUCUGCUUGCUCCCAGCACCGCGCCGGCCGGAUCCACCUCGGCCACAACCGCCGGACCGGCACCGGCGUGCUUAUUCUCCAUGGAAAUGGACAUGGAGCUCUAACACCACUGAAUGAGAAUGCAAGCCUUGCAGGGGCUCAGCCCUGGUCUGCUCUUCUCUUGUAGAUGUGCGUGAAGAAAGGGCCAUUGGAUUGUACGGGAAGAAUGUGAUGUUAUUCUUUGCUGCUUGACUUGGCCUUGCUGCUCGACCAUGUUGGCCAUAGGUCUCUUAAUAAUGGUUCAGGUCAAUUGAUUGAUUCAGGCACAUCAUGGAGGCUGGUUCUCAUAUUCUUUUUGGGGAAUCCUUCGAUCUGUGCCGGCCUUCAUGUCUUCGCUCAGAGAAAACAGGUACUCCUCUUUGGCGUAAUGGGCCACCAGACAAGCCAGUUUUCUGCAAUGCAUGUGGGUUGAUAUGGAGGAUAAAGGGUACAUUGGUGAAUUACAUGCGGGCGCAUCGUCGGGAAGAUACUGGCGCUGGCGAAGCUGGACCUGACAAGCUGAAGCUCAAGGGACAGAAAUACCGGUAUGUUAACGAUGGGUUUUCUGGUAUCAUUAAACUUCAGGUUCAGCAGUCACAUGCUUGGGAGUCACUGAUACCAUCAAGAAAAAGGAGUUGUGUCAGUCGUCCUAAGCCUUCAGCGCUGGAAGCGCUUGUUGACGAUCUCAACUCCAUAAUUCACGAAGAGCAGUUAUAUUGCCUUUCAGCAGGAUCAACAGAGGAAGACCUAAUUUAUCAUAGCGAAACUCCUUUAUGCUGCAAAUUUUGCAUUUGAUUUCAUUAUCACAAAGAUGGAAAUGCAUUUUUAUACAACAUGUUUGCACCAUCAGCGCAAAGAUGGAAAUUCAGGUUCAUGGAGAAACAUCGGGUGGAUCUGCUUGAAGCUCUGGAUGUCGACUCCAUAUACUUCAUAUGUAAGGUAAGGAUUUAAAGGUCAUACAUCUUAUGCUUGGUUACUUUUCUGAGUAUGUAUGUUCCUUGCAUGGUUUUGAGUUCGAAUUUAAUGGGGAUUAAAAUUGUAUGUUUUUUCGAUUCUGAUUCAGUGAGAUGCUUAAACAAUGAUGAUACUUUCAAAUAAAUUUGAUGCUGACUUGUGAUAUAUUUCUCAGUUUCCUUACCCCUGUGUGUUCUACAAAUUUUAUUGUAGGGAACCUCCAUUUAUAUUACUAAGUAUUUUACUCGAUCGAGCGGUUCGCUCAAUCAAGGAUCAAGUGUUAGGUUAUCCUUGCAUAUCUUUUAGUUUCUAAAAUACACAUUGUUUGGUUCAAAUAGAGAUGUUCCAAGCGGAAAAUGGCAAUUGCUAACUACUAAGUAAACAAUCCAUAGGAUGUGCACCAUGUAAUGAAGGUAAAGCGCUGUAUUUUCCAGAUUAGGGAACAGGGGAACAUAAGCUUAAGUUAGUUUUAUGGCGUUCCAUAGAUCUUCUGCAUCUCAUAUUUUCAUGCUUAAGAAGGAAUCAUGAAUUUCCCAGAGGUUCAAAAGUUAAAAUAAAAACGAUAGAGAUCAUGGUUAGAAGUGAAGUAGUAGUAUAGUAAUGAAUGUGAGCAAGCAGUUUGCAUCAACACAUUGUUUGGACUAAUGAUCGGUAUUUUGUGGCAUCUAUUUUACCACCUGCUUUCUGCCAAAAGAAACGAUAAAUAAAGGUGGACAAUAAUAGGUUACAAUACUGAACAAAGGAAGAGAAAUACUUUUGCAAGUCAUGCAUGCAUUUUUUUAUUAGGCAAAAUUAUUUUCUUCAGAUGUAUAAUCCUAUUAUUCUGAGAUAUAUAUUUCUUGCUCAUCACCUGAUCCCGCCGCCGCCCGCGCUGGUGGUGCCCUGCGAGCCGCUGCGGCCCUGGUGGUGCUGCGGCCGCCGUUCCUGUCCAAGACGUACGAUCUCGUCAGCGAGCCGUGGCUGGACGGGGUCAUCUCCUGGGGUCCCGCCGGCAAGAGCUUCGUCGUGUGGAAUCCUUCCACCUUCGCCCUGGACGUGCUCCUGCACAACUUCAAGCACAACUUCUCCAGCUUCGUCAGGCAGCUCAACACCUAUCGGAAUCGUGGUCUAUAAUGCCAAUUUGGCCUUUCCUGAAAGAACUGGUUUAUCUUGAUCACUGAAAUAAUCUUGAUCCCGAGGAGUUGAUCCUGUGAUGGCAAGCUUAACCAUUUGCUGGGAUGCGACGCUGCUCACGCUCAAAGGACUUGCGAUGGAUGUUACAUUUUCUUAAUGAAACCUUUUCACUUGCCCAUGCCGGUGAAUGAUUAUCUUUUGAGAUAUAUAGGAUUGCUCUAAGAAGCUCUAUGGGCCCUGAGUGUCCGAAAGAUGUGUAGUUUAUAGGUAAGUUGCAAUUGAAUAUGGGAGACCCUUAUUUCUUACCGUACUUUUAUCUUCUGACAUUGGUAUUCAUAUUAUGCUUAAAGCUCAAUCCUUUUCCACGUGAACUAUAUCUAUUGUUACAAUAUUAGUUAAAAAUUGGUUCUUGAGGUUUACUUAGAUGGACAAAAAAAUAUAGUAUAAUUUUAUCCAUAAUGUAUUCCAUCUUAUUUUGCACCUAUUAAUUAUACGUCUAGAUACAUCCAUUCCUCCGACAAGUAUUUCUGGAUGGAGGGCGUAUUUUUGUUGUCCUUUAUUUGCAUUUUACCCUCGAAUAGAUUGGACAUGACUUGGUCUGAGUCAUAAGUCAUCAUUGACUGCAUAGGAGUAGGCCGGGGUAAGUGUCCAGUACCACGCCCUUUCUUAUCAAGUUGGUUACAUGUGUUUGUUACAUUCAUUCCAUCUGCAUCCCCUUCUCUUCUGUUCUACAAUUCCUUUUGCUUAUGAUUUCUUAUUGUAGUGGAAAAUUUAAAUUGCUUGGGUCGUUGCUGCUAUGAAAAUAUAUUGGUAUCUUCUAGGUCUGUUACUUUAGUCUCUCUCUCUCUGAUUUCAUAAUGAUAUGAACUUCUAUUAUGCUGCAAGAUUGGAGAGAUUCUUUUCAAGUUCAACCUGUGUCACGAGCUACUUGGUUCCUUCUCAUUACUUGGAGGAUGCAUGGAUUGGAGAGAUUAUGGAUGAGGGCUGAAUUAUGUGUAGCUAUGAUAUCUUUUAAUUUUGGUCAUAUAUGUAUCUUACAAGAAUUCCAGUAUAUAUUUUGGUCAUCUGUAUCAGAAUAAGGAUGCACCUUUAAUUAUUACAACUUCCAAGCCCAUCAUUUGGAAUUUUAUGCAGUUUUUUCUAUGGAAAUAUUUCGUUGUGUAAUUCUAUUGGACGAUUAUGGAUGAGGCCUGAAUAAUGUAUAGAUAUGAUGGAUGCUCUUA